CGCCGGGGCGGACGUUUCGGGCGGGUGUUUUUAGCUUUUUGUUUUUGUUUUUAGGCCCGACGGAACGCGAUUGCAGCUAAAACAGGGAGGCGUCCGGGAAAAUCCGGGUGUAUGGGGUGGAAAUCUGUUUAAUCUGAUUUGAGAAGUUCAUCUAUUUCCUUCAAGCAAAAAAUAAAUUAAAAGGAGGACAAGAUGCCAACUGUGAAAGUUUUACAGCCUGUACUAAAAAUGAAAGUGGAUGAGCUCUUUUUGUGCUGGUUGAGUGAAACAGCAACUCAAGUGAUGCUCAAAGACUAUUUAAGAAGUAUAACCAGUGAAGAAAAGAUUGAAAUGGGUAGUGGUGAUGCUGGAGACAAUGAAAAUAUUCUUUCUCAAAUUAACUAUGUCUCCAAACAAAGCAUGUUAGGCAGUCUGAUGUCUCCUUUGACUCCAACAAGCUCUCCUCACCUUUCUACUGUUCUUCCAUUCACUACGCCAACAAGUCCUAGGAGCUAUUCUGGUAUUCGAGGAAAGCGCAGAUCUUCAAGUAGCAGAAAUGUUCAGUCAAAGAAAGAGGAAUCUUUAACACCAUCUCUGAGCCAAACCAUUCCAACAUUUUAUUUUCCUCAAGGUCAUCCAAAAGAAAAAGUCAAUAUUGAUGCUAUUAUUGCAAAGAUAGACAGGACUUUCUCCCAGUUUCCCAAUGAGCGAGCUACAUUAGAAGAUAUGGGCAAAGUUGCAAAGGCCUGUGAUUGCCCCCUUUACUGGAAAGGUCCAUUAUUUUAUUGUGCUGGAGGAGAACGCACAGGAUUUGUAUCGGUUCAUAAGUUUGUUGCUAUGUGGCGAAAAAUAUUACAGACCUGUCAUGAUGCUGCAGCCAAGUUUGUUCACCUUCUAAAGAGUCCUGGAUAUAAUUAUCUGGUACAAGAAGACUUCAUUCCGUUUUUACAAGAUGUGGUCAAUAGUCACCCUAGUCUAGUCUUCUUAAAAGAAGCAUCAGAAUUUCAUUCUCGGUACAUUACAACGGUAAUACAAAGGAUAUUUUAUACAGUAAACAGGUCGUGGUCAGGAAGAAUCACUUGUAAUGAACUCAGAAAAAGCAACUUUUUACAGAAUGUGGCAUUGUUAGAAGACGAAGUAGAUAUUAACCAGCUGACAGAAUACUUCUCUUAUGAACAUUUUUAUGUAAUUUAUUGUAAAUUUUGGGAGCUAGAUACAGACCACGAUCUUUACAUCGACCAAAAGGAUUUAGCUCGACAUAACGACCAUGCUAUAUCUAAUCGGAUGAUAGAGAGGAUUUUCUCUGGAGCUGUAACAAGGGGCAAGAAGGCACAGAGAGAAGGAAAAAUCAGUUAUGCGGAUUUUGUGUGGUUUUUGAUAUCAGAAGAAGACAAAAGGACUGCCACUAGCAUUGAAUAUUGGUUUCGGUGUAUGGAUCUUGAUGGUGAUGGCGUACUGUCCAUGUAUGAACUACAAUACUUUUAUGAAGAACAGUGUCAAAAACUGGAUAAUAUGGCCAUUGAACCUCUGCCAUUUGAAGACUGCCUUUGCCAGAUGCUGGAUCUUGUGAAGCCAGAGAAUGAAGGAAAAAUAACACUUCAUGAUUUAAAGAGAUGUAGGAUGGCAAACGUUUUCUUUGAUACUUUCUUUAAUAUUGAGAAAUAUUUAGACCAUGAGCAGAAGGAUCAGUUUUCUGUGCUGAGGGGCACUGAAAAUGAAAAUCAAGACAUGUCUGAUUGGGAAAAAUAUGCGGCUGAAGAGUAUGAUGUCCUAGUAGCUGAAGAAGCAGCCAGCGACCAAUGGAAUGAUUGUUAUGAAGCUGAGCUUAUUCCUGGUGAUCACCAAAAGACCAACAUACUAAAAUAUCAAAUGGAGAAAAGACCUUUUUUUGAUAUGCCUUCCCAUUUGGCAGAUGUUGAUUUGGAUGAUUAUGACUAUGAAGAUGAUUUUGAAUAAACUAUAUUUGUAGAAGUAUAAAGACUGUGUCUGCAGCAGGUCUGCUAAAUCUGUGUAGAAUUCUGUCCCCCCAAAAAAGAAUAAAAUUGAGUUUCUUGUGCUGCAAAAUUAAUACUUUUAAAAUAUCUAAAUGGUUACAUUUGUAUGGAAUGACACUUUUUAUGUAUUUAUUCAAUGGAUUGUUGCCUAGGAAAAAAUAAAUUAUUUAUAGACUUUCUUUAAGGAAUUACAGUGCAUCUUGUAUGAAGUAAAAGUACUGGCUUGUUUUUAUACAAAAUAUUAAAUUUUUUCUUGAUUUCUAUAAUAAUGUAAGUCCUUGCUCUUGCAGUCUCCAAGAUAAAACUAACUUCGUCAAGAUUCAAAGAGAAAAGUGUCAUGAUUGUGAAUGGAGAUCGCGGUUCAGAACUCAAGUAAAGCAUCACUGGAUAAGCUAGAUAACACACUGGUACAUGUAGCAAAUUAUAUCUGGUACAUGUAGCAAAUUAUAUCCUGCCUGAAAACAGGCUAUAAUUUUUUACCUCUUAGCAUUCAUUUUGUUCUACUGACUCAAUUUAAAAACUGGCUUUUAUUGCUAACUUAACAUUUGUGGAUAUUAUAUUCCAUGUCAAGGGAAUCAAUUGCAAGUUUUACUUGAUCUGUGAUGUGCACUAACCUCGUAUGGGCAUUUAGUGUGUUUCUUCAGUUGGCUAAUGACACAUUCCAUGAAUAUUGUUACCAACAGUGUCAAAAGUAGCUGGACAGUCUGAUGCUUUAUUUGCCUAUAUGAGGUGAGAGACUGCUUAUAGGGCAAGAUAGAUAUUGCUAUUCUGAUUUUUUUUUAAAAAAAAAGCAUAACGUUUGUAGUGCCUUAAUUAUCCUUUGUUCACACAAGAAAUGAAAUAUGGUAAAGCAAAUUCUUGCUGUUAGGUUUUCCCAAUAAACAAAAAGCUACCUUGUUUGCUGUGCAGAUCUGUUAAAUAUUUAAAAUAUCAUGUUCGUAUUUUCAAAUAAAGUUUUUUUCAUACA
Messenger RNA from Notechis scutatus (mainland tiger snake), 2940 nucleotides. RefSeq names its product protein phosphatase 2 regulatory subunit B''beta (gene PPP2R3B). Gene Ontology annotation, molecular function: protein phosphatase regulator activity; calcium ion binding. Gene Ontology annotation, biological process: protein dephosphorylation. The record is from RefSeq and is a predicted model, not a curated record. Lineage: Eukaryota; Metazoa; Chordata; Lepidosauria; Squamata; Elapidae. Gene Ontology annotation, cellular component: protein phosphatase type 2A complex.